AUCAUAUCUCAGAACACUCAAACCACGUGCUUUCACACUCGCUCAAAUUCCCCCAAUCCUAUUUCCAAUUUCUACUUCCGAAGCCCUAUAACUUAAACGUCGAUGGCUCGAACCAAGCAAACCGCCCGCAAAUCGACCGGCGGCAAGGCGCCGCGUAAGCAGCUGGCCACCAAAGCCGCCAGGAAGUCCGCCCCCGCAACCGGCGGAGUGAAGAAGCCCCAUCGCUUCCGCCCGGGAACCGUCGCUCUCCGGGAGAUCAGAAAGUACCAGAAAUCUACCGAGCUGCUCAUCCGGAAGCUUCCUUUCCAGAGGCUGGUGCGUGAGAUCGCGCAGGAUUUCAAGACUGACCUGAGGUUCCAGAGCUCCGCCGUGGCGGCGCUGCAGGAGGCGGCGGAGGCGUAUCUGGUUGGGCUGUUUGAGGACACCAAUCUCUGCGCUAUUCAUGCGAAGAGAGUUACGAUUAUGCCCAAGGACAUUCAGCUGGCUAGGAGAAUUAGGGGUGAGAGGGCGUAAGCGUGAUUUCAGUAGCUCUCUAGUUUGAAGCGUUUUUUUGUCGUGGAGUUUGGUGACGGUGGUGAAUUGAAGCUAGGUGUAUCGCUAAGCGUGAUUUGUAUCUUCAUAUUUUUCUUUCUAUUGGUAUCCUAAACCUGAUAAGAAGGUUUUAGAUUGGCAAUCGGAUUAUUGUUAUUUUAAA
This is a messenger RNA of Salvia miltiorrhiza (redroot sage), 694 nucleotides long. RefSeq names its product histone H3.2. Gene Ontology annotation, cellular component: nucleosome. Lineage: Eukaryota; Viridiplantae; Streptophyta; Magnoliopsida; Lamiales; Lamiaceae. The coding region runs from base 103 to 513 and encodes 136 amino acids. The transcript has a single exon. The record is from RefSeq and is a predicted model, not a curated record. Gene Ontology annotation, molecular function: structural constituent of chromatin; protein heterodimerization activity; DNA binding.